Molecule: messenger RNA, 4645 nt
Organism: Hemicordylus capensis (graceful crag lizard)
Lineage: Eukaryota; Metazoa; Chordata; Lepidosauria; Squamata; Cordylidae
Gene: SCUBE2
Product: signal peptide, CUB domain and EGF like domain containing 2
Exons: 24
Coding region: 332-3487 (1051 amino acids)
Biological process (GO): signal transduction
Cellular component (GO): cell surface
Molecular function (GO): calcium ion binding
Source: RefSeq, a predicted model, not a curated record
UGAAAAGCUGGCGCGGUUGGAGGGCAGGCGGGUAGAACACAUACUUUCCCGACAGCUUAACUCUGGGGGAAACGACCUUUGGCAGAAGCGCGGGAAAAAGAAAGAGGCGACUGCACAUAAACAUCUACGCACUCCCAGGCAGUCUCUCGCCGGCCACCCGGCGCCUGCACGUGAGGGGAGGCCGAGGCUCGGGGCGGGUCGGCCGCCCGCCCGCCCGCAGACACCUCCCCCUGCGUAUGCGCGCUGGGCCGAACCGCGGGGGGUAGCAGCAGCGGCACCAUCCGCAGCAGUGUCAGCGACAGCGGGCGCUGAAGGUUGAGGCAGCCGAGCGAUGGGGUCCCGACAUUGCCGCUCCGUAGCGGAGGUGCUCCUGCUGCUCCUGCCGCCGCUCCUACUGUUAACGGCGCCUCCUGAAGGACAGGUCCGCGCAGCCGGGCUCUUCUUCCCGGAGGUGGAUGAGUGUGCCCAAGGGAUUGAUGACUGUCACCCAGAUGCAUUUUGUCAGAAUACUCCGAAGCUGUACAAGUGCACAUGUAAGCCAGGUUACAGCGGAGAAGGAAAGACUUGUGAAGACAUUGAUGAAUGUGAUAAUGACUUCAAUGGAGGCUGUGUGCAUGAAUGUUUCAACAUUCCAGGCAAUUAUCGCUGUACGUGUUAUGAUGGCUUCAUGUUGGCUCAGGAUGGCCAUAAUUGUCUCGAUAUGGAUGAAUGCUCGUUCAACAAUGGAGGCUGCCAGCAUGUUUGUAUCAAUACAGUGGGGAGCUACGAGUGUCGUUGCAAUGAUGGAUUCUUCCUUAGUGAUAAUCAGCACACCUGUAUUCACCGUUCAGAAGAAGGCAUGAGCUGCAUGAACAAAGAUCAUGGCUGUGCCCAUAUCUGCAAGGAAGCACCGAAAGGAGGAGUGGCCUGUGAAUGCAGACCUGGUUUUGAACUGGCCAGGAACCAGAGAGACUGUAUUUUGACUUGCAACCAUGGGAAUGGUGGCUGUCAGCAUACAUGUGAAGAUGCUGAUGAUGGACCUGUCUGUGGAUGUCAUCCAGAGUACACAGUGCAUUCCAAUGGAAGAACUUGUCUUGAGAGAGAUGAAGCUACAACUGAGAUUUCGGAAAACAACACCACGGCAGGAGCGGAUGUAGAUAAGCGUGUGAAACGGAGGCUGCUCAUGGAAACUUGUGCUGUAAAUAAUGGUGGCUGUGAUCGCACUUGCAAAGACACUUCAACAGGUGUUCACUGCAGCUGCCCUGUUGGAUUUACCCUUCAGUUUGAUGGGAAGACAUGCAAAGAUAUUGAUGAGUGCCAGACCAGUAACGGUGGAUGUGAUCACUUUUGUAGAAACAUGAUUGGUAGCUUUGAUUGCAGUUGCAAAAAAGGCUUUAAAUUAUUAACAGAUGAAAAGUCUUGUCAAGACAUUGAUGAAUGUUCAUUUGAAAGGACAUGUGACCAUAUCUGCAUCAAUCAUCCAGGCACUUUUGAGUGUACUUGCAAGAAAGGAUAUACUCUGUAUGGCUUCACACAUUGUGGAGAUAUCAAUGAGUGUAGCAUCAACAAUGGAGGCUGCCAGCAAACCUGCAUAAAUACACUGGGGGAUUAUGAAUGCCACUGUAAUGCCGGCCACAAAUUACAUUGGAACAAAAAGGACUGUGUUGAAAGGUCCUUGCUUGGCAUCAUCUCACCCCAAAUAUCUCUGCACUGCAUUAAGAUUGGUGGAAGUAAUAGGUGCUUCUUAAUCUGCCCCUCAGAUGUUCGUUUUAUCUCUGGCCUGGAAGAUUCCUACACUUUAAAAUGUGGCAGCCCUUCUCCACUUAAGAAAAAAAAACAAAAUACAAAUGAGUCGACUGUUUUAGAUAUCUCAACCAUUAAGACAAGUGUAACCUUCAAGUUUAAUGAAGGAAAAUGUAAUUUGAAAAAGAGUAAGGUGUUUCGAGCUGCUCUUCACUAUACAAUACCAGAGAAACAUAAUUCAGUAAUGGAGAACUUCUGCUAUGUAAACCUAACAUGCAGUUCUGGCAAGAGAGCUCCUGGGAACUUCAGCAGAUUGAAGGCAACUAGAGAAAUGUUUAUCUCUGCAGAUUUUGAGCUUGAAACAAACCAAAAGGAGGUGACAGACACAUGCAAUUUGAGCUGUGCACGUAAAAGGACUGAGAAGAGGCUUCGUAAAGCAAUUAGAACUUUGCGGAAGGUGAUCAACAAAGAGCAAUUCCAUAUUCGCCUGUCUGGUGUGGACCAUGAUGUAACCAGAAAAUCUCCCAGGGCAAUGGAUACACAGGAGCUCUGUGGCCUGGGGCAAAGGCACAUAGAUAACAGAUGUGCUAUCUGUACUGUUGGGACAUAUUACGAUGGGGACCAAGAAGCUUGCAUUUUAUGUCCCAAUGGAACUUUCCAAGACACUGAUGGUCAAAUAACUUGUGAACCUUGCCCCAUUCCUAUGACUUCUGGAAACCAAAAAACAGCUGGAGCUCGCAAUAUAUCCGAAUGUGGAGGACAGUGCUCACCUGGUGAAUAUUCUUCUGAUGGAUUUAAGCCUUGCAUUCCAUGUCCUUUUGGAACAUAUCAGUCUGAACCAGGUCGGACAUCUUGUUUUACUUGUGGAGGAAGCCUGAUGACAAAACUUAGCAGUGCAACAGCAUUUCAGGAUUGUGAAACUAAAGUGCAAUGCUCACCUGGUCACUUCUACAACACUACAACACAUCGAUGCAUACGCUGCCCAGCUGGAACAUAUCAACCUGAGUUUGGGCAAAAUUACUGUUUUUCGUGUCCUGGAAAUACCACUACAGAUUAUGAUGGAUCAACGAACAUAACACAGUGCAAAGGACUCAGUAGGAAGUACAAGGUCUCUUGCUUAGAGGGAAGGAGAUUAAAUGGGAUCCAGCUUUUUUGCUCCUUGAUUCUGGCUUUACAUUCAGAUAGGCACUGCGGUGGUGAGCUUGGAGAAUUUACUGGAUACAUAGAAUCACCAAACUAUCCUGGAAAUUACCCCGCAAACACAGAGUGUACCUGGUCUAUAAAUCCGCCUCCUAAACGCCGCAUCCUAAUUGUGGUUCCAGAAAUAUUUUUGCCAAUAGAAGAUGAAUGUGGAGACUACCUGGUGAUGAGAAAAAGUUCUUCCUCCAAUUCCGUGACUACAUAUGAAACCUGCCAAACCUAUGAGCGCCCUAUAGCUUUCACUUCCAGGUCUAAAAAGCUGUGGAUCCAGUUCAGAUCAAACGAAGGAAAUAGUGCUAAAGGAUUCCAGGUCCCUUAUGUAACAUAUGAUGAGGAUUAUCAGGAAUUAAUAGAAGACAUAGUUCGCGAUGGUAGACUGUAUGCAUCAGAAAAUCAUCAAGAAAUCCUUAAGGAUAAGAAGCUGAUAAAGGCACUCUUUGAUGUCUUGGCACAUCCACAGAACUACUUCAGGUACACAGCACAAGAAUCCAGGGAGAUGUUUCCAAGAUCCUUUAUUCGGUUGCUGCGUUCUAAAGUCUCCAGAUUUUUGAGGCCUUACAAAUAGUGGACAUUAUUUUUUGAAAACUAAAAGUGCUUAACUGUACAGCAGGAGAUUGUUAUAUUCUCUAUGAUAGGGAAGUCUUCAGGAAGCUGACUGGUCAAUUGUAUACAGUUUGUACAUUUUUAAUUAAAAAUAUAAUUAUUUUAUUUCUAUAUGUUUUCUUUCAGUCUUCAUAUGAGCUACUGCAUUAGUGUCCGCUACAGUAAAAGUGGAUGUUUGUUUUUAUCUAAUUAAAUUUUAGAUGAAAACUACACACAGUUGUUUCAUUUCCUCACUAGCAGCAUUAAAGUGAACCAUUUAUUACCGCAAGGAUUUGUUGAAAUUAUAACACAAGUUCUUCAGCUUUCGAAAGAUGGAUUUGAAACAUUCUGCUUGUUGAGGUCAAUGAGUUUGGUGUCCUCUUUAGGACUGGCUCACACAUGAUAGCAUGCCCAACCCAAUUGACUGGGGAGUUUGCAGCCAGAUACAACACCUGAUCUGUACUCAUGGGAAUAUGUAGCCUCAGAGUUUUCCACAAUGGCAUCCGUUUAAAGCAAUUGUCACCAUCAUCUUAGAAACCUGUGGUUGGGUGUUUAUGUAUAUACCAUAUAGUAUGUGUGAACUACCCUAUUCUAGUAGCUUAGCAAGAUGUGAAGAGAUCUAUUAAUUAUGUAUGUAAAACUAGAUGCAUUACAGUGUGAAAAUCUAAACACUGAAUUUUGUCUUAGACUAUUGAUCUGAUGCAUGGUUGAGAAUGCUGGUCUUAUGUCAAUUUGUCGUUACCAAGUUCAGCAUAUUCCCAUAAAAAUUGGUGGUUUUGUUGUUGUUCAUCUGAUGCCAUCAAUUUGAAGGAGUUCCAUGGUAACAUGUUUUUCCUCAAAAGACUUAAAAAAAAUUUAGAUACCACACAAUUGGUAGGAUUUGCUUUGAAAUUUUCUGAAGCAGCAGUUUUGAAGUUUUACUCUUAUCAAAAACAUUCCUAGAAUUGAAGUAAAAAACCAGCAAUUAUUAUUGACAUUUGCUGUAUUUGUUCCAAAUUUUAGACAAGCCACUGCCAGUUGGAAUAGCAAUACUGAGCUAAAUGGAGCAAUGGUCUGACUCUGUAUAAGACAGUUUUCUGUGUUUCUGUGUUCCUUAUAGAAUUUGUGAAUAAAGCACAGACCCUUCCGUCACAGAACAGGC